UCUCGUCCACAGUUCAGUUCAGUUCCGAAAGCAGGAGAGAUGUGGGCUGAUCUUAAGAUAAAAGCUGCAAACGGUUCUGUACAUUCCCUCCAUGAGCGGGAAGCACUUGCUCUGACAACUAUCCCACCUCCGUCGAGAAUGGAAGCUAAUGUUGUGAUGCUGGGAGCAGACAACGUUGGAAAAUCUGCUUUAACUGUUCGGUUUUUAACAAGACGAUUCAUUGGUGAAUAUGGAGACAUAGAAUCAGUCUACAAUCACAAUGUUACUGUUGCUGGGAGGCACGUCGCCUUCAAUAUUUGGGAUUCACCAUUUGCUCAGGAUCGACUGAAUAGUAGCUGUGGAAAGGAGAAACAGAUCCAGUGGGCAGAUGGUUUUGUGUUGGUCUACAGUAUCUGUGACCGGGCCAGCUUUAACAUAGUCCGGCAGCAGAUCCAACUCAUCAAGUCAAUGAAAGAUUACCCUAGCACCGAGCGAGCUCCCAUCAUCAUCGUGGGUAACAAGCGGGACCUGUGUCACUGUCGAACCGUCUCCAGUGAAGAGGGGAGACUCUUGGCUCUGGCAACCCACUGUGGCUUUUGCGAGAUCUCCACUGCGGAGACCUACCAUGGCGUGCUGGUGGCCUUCCAUAGCCUGGUGGACAGAAUCAAGGAGUCCAAGAUGCUGACUGUCAGGAAACCAGCCGGGAUCAAGGGCAUUGUCCGGAGUAUGUCUGCUGUGUUCACAAGAAGGAGAACAGAUUCCUUGUGAACAUGCCUGCAUAUCCACUGCUCAGCACUGCUUAUUUAGCACGGACUCUUGCCUCAAUACAUUGUAUUCUUAGUCGCAAGGUUUACAUCAAAGGUCACGGCUUAUUGUCAUUUUUGGGAUUUUUAAAAGUCCUUUUCUCCUCUCUCACAGUUUGUGGGGACUGGUGGAGCUAAAUGUCAGGCUGCACCUAACAUGGGAGCCUCACUGAUAAACGUGGCUGAUUCUCCAUGUUAAAUGUGGCAUAUUUGGCCAAUGUAGUCUAUCUUCCGCACCCAUUCACACAUUAUACAAUGGAUGGAGACCAAGCACAGGUACCAGCGCUGAUUCUCCUCUCCCCGUGGCUCUAAACUGCCUGUAGAUUCAGAAUUAGGGAUGAAAUCUGAUACCUAUUCUACUAGAUGAGCAUUUACCCAACAAACUGCAGAAGAUUAUCCCAAAGGUUUAGUUCUAAAAGACUAGCCCAUUUUCCCUGGACUUUGAUGAACUGUUGGAUACAGACACACUUAAGCACAGGAUUGGCGAUCGUUACGCUGAACACCUCCGAUCAGUCCGCCUUAACCUACCUGAUAUUCACGCACCUCCUCCAACCUCAUCUACUAUAUCCACUGUUCCAGGUGUCAACUUCUGUCCAUCGGCGAGGCCAAGCGCAGGGUCGCCGAUUGUUUCAUUCAACACCUCUGCUCAGUCUGCCUAAACCUACCUGAUCUCCCGGUGGCUCAGCACUUUAACUCCCCCUCCCAUUCCCAAUCUGACAUUUCUGUCCUGGGCCUCCUCCAUUGUCAGAGUGAGGCCCAGCGCAAAAUAGAGGAACAGCAACCUCAUAUUUUGCUUGAGUAGCUUAAUCUCCAGCAGGUGUGAACAUUGACUUCUCUAACUUCAAGUAGCCCUUGCUUUCCCUCUCUCUCCAUCCCCUCCCCUCCCCAGUUCUCCCACCGUCUUACUGUCUCCGACUACAUUUUAUCUCUGUCCCGCCCACUCCCCUGACAUCAGUCUGAAGAAGGGUCUCGACCCGAAAUGUCACCCAUUCCUUCUCUCGAGAGAUGCUGCCUGUCCCGCUGAGUUACUCCUGCAUUUUAUGUCUACCUUCGAUUUAAACCAGCAUCUGCAGUUCUUUCCUACAUCAACAAUUGAGGUUGUUGGCUACCAAUAAACCAGCAUGGUUCAAACCAGGUGAAUGUUUCUAAGCCUGUCAUUAGGUUUCAUUUUACAAGUAUUUUACAUAUAAAAUAAGUAUUUAAUCGAAAACCUAUUUGGAUGAAUAAUCCCAAUAACACACUUCCUAAUUGGUACCUUACAAUGUGGUGAGGUAGCAUUUUGAGACUUGUGUUUUAAGACUCGUUCUAAUGGCUGAAUUGGGCAUUUUAAGCGUCAAUCUUGAUUUUUCAGUUUAUAAAUGACCUAAAUGAUAAACUAAUACUUGGCCUAAAGUGCACGUUGAUAAAGUGCAUUAUUUUGUUCAACGGUUACUUCCAGUGAAGUGUGAACCAGGAGAUGUAGGGGAUGUUGCCUUGUUUUCCUCUAUUCUCUGUGAAUGGAUGAGGUUGAAUCACUAACAUACUCGAUGCUGUGGGGCCAAGCUAUCUAUUCCCUUCUCCACUCUCGAAAGCCCUCACCAUCUCAAUGACAAGAUCAACAUGAGACAAACCCAUUCCACCAACCUUCCUCUAUUCAAAGGACUGAUGUUCUCACCAACCCUAUUGCUACAAUUAAUUAUUUCUUAAAUAAGCACAUAUUUUGUCACCAGUGUUUUUUUGUUAUACAAAUAAUUUGUUGGUAUGCAUAUAACAGUUUAUGCACAUUAGAGUCUGUUGUACAUCAAUUUAGUUUUUAACUUUGUAGAGGUGACAGUCUGUUUGGCACAGACAUUGUGGGCCGAAGGGCCUGUUCUUGUGCCUUACUGUUCUGUAGUCCAGUACACCAUACUGGGGCUGAACAUCACAAAAAAUCAUUGCUCCUCAUGUUAAUCAGGGGUCAAUAGGAUUUUAGAUAUUUGGGGAAUCUGUGAACAUGGGAUCAAUGCAAGUAAGUGGCGUUGUGGUAAAUGAUCAACAAUGAUCGAUCUGAGUGAUUAAGGGCGGCACGGUGGCACAGCGGUAGAUUUGCUGCUUUACAACGCUUGCAGCGCCGGAGACCCGGGUUCGACCCCGACUACGGGUGCUGACUGUACGGAGUUUGUACGUUCUCCCCGUGAUCACAUGGGUUUUCUCCAGUUUCCUUCCACACUCCAAAGACGUACAGGAAUGCAGGUAAAUUGGCUUGGUAAACGUAAAAAUUCUCCCUCGUGUGUGUAUGAUGGUGUUAGUGUGUGGGGAUCGCUGGUCGGCAUGGACCCCGUGGGCCGAAGGGCCUGUUUCCGUGCUGUAUCUCUAAACUAAACUGAUAAGGGAUGGGCUUUAUUAGCCUGAUGACCUUUUCCUCCGUUCUCAAUGAUUCUUAUGCUGUCUUGAGGAGAACCAUCGUGCUGAGAGAUCACACAGAGCUCCUGCAAACAUUCAAACAACAAUGAGCUUCUGCUUGACAUGAAACAGCGUAGGGAAGAGAAACAUUUAUCUUCUUUAAACAGUUUCUCCCUCGAUCUCCGCAACCUAUUUAUUGAACCUGGUCAAAGAUAAAUAGCGUCUAUGAAAUGACUGUGGUAAUAAUAUAUAAAAAUGUCAAAUGUAACUUUUAUAUUGUAAAUAUACAGGUUUUUAUGCAAAGAUGAUGUAACGCUUUAUUGACUGGUUUAUUUUAUUCAAUGUGCUGCUGAGACUAAGUUGUUAACAAUAAAGUUUCUCACUUGUGAACAGAUAUGUAGCCCUUGUUUUCUUUUUCUCCUGAACCUGUGUGCUGAAUAAAUGUCACACAUAAGGUCAUAAGUGAAAGGAGCAGAAUUAGGCCAUUCAGCCCAUUGUCUACUUCGCCAUUCAAUCAUGGUUGAUCUAUCUCUCCCUUCUAAAACCCUUUCUCCUGCCUUCUCCCCACAACCCCUGGCAUCUGUACUAAUCAAGAAUCUGUCUAUCUGUGACUGGCCUAGCGGUGGAAGGAGCGUUACCUUGGCUGUGAUAAGCGAGCAGGCAAAGCCAGCAAUUAGCCGAUAAAUCCUGCCUUCAGUGCUGGGUCUGCCCUGAGUAAACUGACUUGCCAGGGGGCAGGGGAGAGGAGGGUAUAACUGCUGCUGCCUCACCACUCCAGGGACCUGGGUUCAAUCCCGGGGUGGUACAGUGGCACAGCUGGCAGAGUUGCUGCCUCACAGCGCCAAAGACCCAGGUUUGAUCCUGACCUUGGGCUCUGAUUGUGUGGAGUUUGCACGUUCUCCCUGUGACCGCCUGGGUUUACCUCCUGGCGGCUCCAGUUUCCUCCCACAUCCCAAAGACGUGUACGUUUGUAGGUUUAUAGGGCUCUGUAAAUUGUCCCUGGUGCGUAGGGAGUGGGAUGAUGUGGAACUAGUGUGAACAAUUUAGGGACAAUUUUACAAUUUUUUCACCUAAACCAAUUAACCUACAAACCUGUACGUCUUAUGGAGUGUGGGAGGAAACCGGAGCACCCGGAGAAAACACACAUGGUCACAUGGAGAACGUAGAAACUCCGUACAGACAGCGACUGUGGUCAGGAUUGAACCCGGGUCUCUGGCGCUGUUAGGCAGCAACUCUACCCCUGCGCCACCGUGCCGCACAGUUCUCCUUGUUCUCCUCUUUGCUCUCCUAAUACCUUUGCAAUCAAGGCAGCAUUCUUUACAACCCCAUCAACAGCAGCAUCCAAAAACCUCCACGUCUUUCCUAUAAUGGGAUGUCCGCAACUGCACGCAAUGCUCCAAACAAAGUCUAAUAGAUAAAUAUGACCAAUUCUUAAGGAGUUGGUCUCCUUCCAUCGACUUUUUGGAAUCAUGUGAUGCAGCGGUACCGUAAAGAUUGCUGAUUUCAGUUCAUGACGCGGAUAGAUCUACAUCUCCGAAUACAGAUUUGAAAAAUUCUCUUUUAAGGGGCCUUCUCUUCUAUUUCUACUUUCCACUUUCUCUCUUCCUUUUUUAUUUUUUAUAUACACACUUCACGUUUUUCUACUCUCUACCAUCUAUUUUUCCACUUUUUCCUCAUUCUAUUGUUUUCUUUUUCUUGUCUUGCUUACUUCCUUCUCAUAACAUAAAACUAGAGGUUGUACAUAGAAUGGAUUACGGUAUUACAUAGUUGGCACCUAAAAUUAGGUUCCACUGUA
Molecule: messenger RNA, 4938 nt
Organism: Leucoraja erinaceus (little skate)
Lineage: Eukaryota; Metazoa; Chordata; Chondrichthyes; Rajiformes; Rajidae
Product: Ras-related and estrogen-regulated growth inhibitor-like protein
Exons: 4
Coding region: 40-747 (235 amino acids)
Molecular function (GO): GTP binding; GTPase activity
Source: RefSeq, a predicted model, not a curated record